AUGGUCAACACAUGCGGUGGUUCCCUUAGAUCCAAGUACCCGCACAGCUUCAAGCACCCCGCCUCCCAGCGCCACGACCCCGACCGCGAAUACGACAACACCGCCGCCACCGGCUCCCCAAAGAAGCAGCAGCCCGGCUUGCAGCUGACCGCCAAGACGGACGGCCACGCGGCCCCCGCGCAGCCCGUCACAGCCAUGAGGCGCGGCGGGGCGGGCGCGCCGGCGGACCUUGGCUCGGUCCUCGGCCACCCCACGCCCAACAUGCAUGACCUCUACGCGCUGAGCCGGAAGCUCAGGCAGAGCCAGUUCGGCACCACCUACCUCUGCACCGAGCUGGCCACGGGGGCCGACUACGCCUGCAAGUCCAUCUCCAAGCGCAAGCUCAUCACUAAGAAGGACAUCGAUGACGUGCGCCGCGAGAUCCAGAUCAUGCACCAUCUCUCCGGCCACCACAAUGUCGUCGCCAUCAAGGGCGCCUACGAGGACCAGCUCUACGUCGUCGCCAUCCGGAUUCCCUGUAGUCUUAGAGAGAGGGGGAUUGAGCUGCUGGCCCUCUGUACCUGCGUCGCCAAAGUGGCACGACAAUUAGGUAACCGAUAUCUUUGA
Molecule: messenger RNA, 606 nt
Organism: Triticum urartu
Lineage: Eukaryota; Viridiplantae; Streptophyta; Magnoliopsida; Poales; Poaceae
Source: RefSeq, a predicted model, not a curated record